Molecule: messenger RNA, 4097 nt
Organism: Maniola jurtina (meadow brown)
Lineage: Eukaryota; Metazoa; Arthropoda; Insecta; Lepidoptera; Nymphalidae
Product: golgin subfamily A member 4-like
Exons: 8
Coding region: 258-4082 (1274 amino acids)
Biological process (GO): Golgi vesicle transport
Cellular component (GO): Golgi apparatus
Molecular function (GO): small GTPase binding
Source: RefSeq, a predicted model, not a curated record
UGUAUUUUAUGAUUUUGUGGUUUUUGUCACAGAGCAAUCACAGAGUUUAUGUGAACAUAGAUUUUUGUAUGUGUUUUAAAUUAUUAAAAUUCAUUUCAUGUUGCUGUGUUUUAGAUUGUGUUAAAUUUGAGAAAAAUAUUAAUAUUCCUAUUGAAAUAAUUACCAUUCAUGCAAUCGUAGCACUUAUGUUUAAUUGUAGCAAUUGAUAAAAUCUUAAAAUUUAAGAAUUUAGUAUUAUUCUAAAUUAGGUAGCAAUAAUGUUCAAGAAGUUCAAAGAUAAAUUGGCCGAGGAAGUUAAAUCAUCUCCUCAAAGGAUCCAACAGUUUGCACAAGCUGCUCAGGCAGCAGUAUCUUCAGCUUCAAGCAGUAUAUCAGAUAUUACAAAUAAUGAUUUAUUUUCUAUUGGCGAUAAUGAUGCUUCCAGCAAAAAUCGGAUUUCCAACAACCAACCAAAUAACUUACAGGAAGUUCACCCAGGAAAUGUGCAAGCAAAUGUUGAACCUAUGGAUUAUCAUCUGACUCAAGAGAUGUCUCAAGAAAGCCAAAGACAACGAAGAUUAUCCAACAGUUCUUUGGCUAGCGACAUAUCUUUUCGACUACCUAGCUAUGAGAGUCCGUCUAUGUACCACUUACAAUCAGAUAUGGAGGUAUCGGCGAGUGAAGCUGAGGACAGAGGGUUUGCUGGUGGGACAGUUAAUCUUGACCGUGUGACAAAAGAGCAACUCUACUCUGCAUAUCGCCGUACGCAGGAUCGAUGUACCAAAUACAAAACACAGUAUGCAGAUCUUGCACGUCAUUACAAACUUCUAGAGAGAGAAAAUGCAAAAGCUAAGAAUGUUCUUGUAGAGACACAGGACAAGGCACUAAGAAGAAUAUCUGAAUUGCGAGAACAAUGUUCAUUAGAACAAAGUGCUAAAGCUCAUCUUGAGAAAGCCCUUCAAAUCGACAUAGAAGAAAAAAAUAUGAAAAUUGAAACUCUUAAUACAAAACUAAGUCUUCUACAGAGUAAUCAUGCAACUGUGAGCAAUAAUUUAUUGGAAAACAAUAAAAAUCCAAAUUUAUCUGAAGGAAAUGAAAGGGAUCUCCCUUUAAUAACUCUGGCCACAGAUAAUGUGAGCGUGGAAAAGUUAGCAAAUGAAGAUCCUUUGCCUUGUGAAAUGACUGUUUUGAACAAUAAAGUAGAAAAAAUGGAACAGUUAAUUAAUAAAUACAAAGACUCGCUCAAGACAACUAAAGAGAAGAAUUCUCUGCUAACUGCCGAGUUACAAAAAAUUUCAAACGAACUGGAUAUGAAAGUAAGAGAAAAUGAUCAAUUACAAGCUACAUCUAUAUCUUUACUGGAAGCCAGAAAAAAAAUUGAGGAACUUAACGAAAAGAUAGAAGAAUUACAAAACAAAAAUAAUUCCAAUGAAUUUGUGAAAAGUAAAGAAAUGUCAAUCCUAGAGUUGAAUUUAAAAAAUGCACAAGAAGAAGUUCUACAAUUGCAUAAAAAAAUUGAAGUGCUGAGUAAAAGAGAAGAAGAAUAUGCUAUAUCUCUGGCUGAAAAUAAACUUAGUAUUCAUAAGGAAUUAGAAGGAAAAGAAAACGAAAUCAAAUCCUUAAAAGAAAGUUUAAAUAAUAGUCAAAAUGAGAUGCACAGCCUCAAUAUAAUAUUAAAUGAUUACAAGAAUAAAAUAAAUCAUUUAGAAGAAGAAAACUCUAAAUUGAGAAAUGAUAUAAAUGAACUCAAUACUGAUAAAACAAAAAUUUUAGAGGUGAAAACUGAAUUAGAAACUUUCGCACAAAAAUGUCAACGUCUCGAAAGUUUGAUCAAUAAGUCGGAUGAAGAAUAUAAAUGUCUUGAAUUACAAAUGAAGCAAGAAAAUGCUGAAAAACUAGCAAUGGUUGAUAGAAAUGUUUAUUUAGAAAAUAGGAAUGCACAGUUGCUUGAAGAAAACUCAAAAAAAAAUUCAAAGAUCAGCCAAGUCGAACAAGAACUACAAUCACUUAAAAAUAAUAUUGAAAGUUUAAAAAUUGAAGAACAUGUAGAUUCUACAGAAAUUAGUAAAUAUGUGGAAGAAUUGAACGAAUGGAAAGUAAAAUGCAGUAACUUGGAAUCUGAAAUACAAGAUGAAAGAAUAGAACUAGUAAAAUUACAGUCCGAAAUUGAAAAACUCUUAGCUAAUCACGAAUUAGUUCAGAAUUGCAAUAAGAACUUAAAUAUUACUGUAAACGAAUUAAAGAUGGAAAUUGGUAUUUUGAAAGAUAAAGUACAAGACACGCAACGGCUCCAAUUAAGUUGUGAAGACUUGAAACUCAAAAUACAUAAUUUGCGAAAUACAAUUACUGUAGCGUCAGAACAAUCUAAAACGUUUAAACAACUCAUAAACACAUUUAUAAAUACUGUAAAAGACAAAAUUACCGUACUUAGUGAAACUGCAAAACAAGACUUAGCCAGCAUUAUUGAAACAUCCGAGAACUUGGAAAUACGUAAUAAAGCAUUAGAAAACGAAGUUCAAAAGAUAACAGAACAAUGUAAUAUGAUAAAAAAUGAACUAAUCCGUAACGAAAACGAAAAUAAAGCACUUGAAUUAAAAAUUAAACAACUCGAGGCAGAUAAUGUUUUAUACUUGGAAGAAAUACAGCGUACAAAAGCACAACAUAAAAUUACUCAGAGUGAAAUAAAUAAAUUAAUCGCAGAAUCAGAAAAAUUGAACGAAAAAUUGCGUCUUUGUAAUGAAGAAAAACUAAUAUUAAGUGAACGAAAUGAUUAUUUAGUUAAAGAAAAUGACGAACUACAUACUAAAGAAAAGUCUAUCAUGGUUGAAAAAGAAAUGUUAAAACAAGAGUUCAAUAAAGUUUCUAAUAUGUAUGAAGAAAUGCUAAAUCGUUUUGAAGUUUUGAGUAAAGAGCAUGAUGAACUACUAGAAUUAAAAGAUGCUAAUAUGAAAAAAAACAGUCAAAUCAACGAUUUAGAAAAACGACUUGAAGAAUUUAAAGAAGAAAACAUAUCAUUAAAGAAUCUAUCUGAUUCAAUUUCGAAGAACGUUAUUGACAUCGAGUUCGAGUUAAAAGAAGUUCAAAAGUCACAUACACAAAUUGAAAUGGAAAAAGAUCACUUAAUUAAAGUAAUAGAUAACCUCGAGAAGAAUUCGCCAGCAAGUAAACAAUUGAAUGAUACAAAUACACAGACAGAUUUAGCUGGCUCCAAUAUUAAUGAUGAACUUGUGGAAAGCAAUCAAAUUAUAAAAACAUUACAAGAAGAGAUGAAGUUGUUGAAAGAAGUGAAUACGACAUUAUCAACACAAAAUGAGCUCAAUCUAUCAAUCAUCAAUGAGAAUGAUGAAAUAUUAAAGCAACGUAAUGUUGCACUUGAUAACCUUAAAGAAGAUAAUAGACGUCUACAGUCUGAUAUUGAAGGUCUUCAAACUCAUAUAACUAAAGUUUCUAAGGAAAAUAGUCAAUUAAAUGAUAAAUUACGGGAGAUAAUUGCCUCAACAGAAAAUAUUCCUGAAAAGGUUGAUAUACUAUCGCACGACCUGGAAACUUUAAAAAAUGAAAUUCAGAGUGGCAAAGACAAAAUAGAGAGUUUAAUUAGAGAAAAUUCUUUCCUUGCUGAAGAAAAUUUGGAACUUAAGGAUCAAUUACAAUCACAAACUUAUUCUCAAUCGACCGCGACAGGACGAAUUGACAGUAGCGAUAACGUUGAUAACCUCAUGGCUAAAUAUAAUAUUUUAUUGGACACAAAAAAUAAAUUAGAAAAGAAAUUAAGUGACUUAGAAUUGAUGAAUCAAUCGAUAAAUGGAAAUAUGCAACUAAUGCAAGCAAAUAACGAUAAAUUGAAACUUUCUAAUGAAAAAUUGGGCUUGAGAUUAGACGAAGCACUUGUUAGUUUAAGGCAUUUGCAUGCUCUUCAAGAAAAUACUGAAUUAGAAUAUUUGAAAAAUAUUCUUUAUGAGUACUUGACUGGUACUGGAACACAUUCCAUAACUCUAGCUAAGGUAUUAGCAGCGGUAGUUAAAUUUGAUGACAGACAAACAGAGCUAGUGCUACAGAAGGAGAAAGAAAGACAAGGCUUUUUGCGACAACUUGGAAUUAUUUGAUAGAACAGAAAAUAA